Messenger RNA from Cyclocybe aegerita, 663 nucleotides. The record is from the annotation of a GenBank genome assembly. NCBI's taxonomy places the organism in Eukaryota, Fungi, Basidiomycota, Agaricomycetes, Agaricales, Hemipholiotaceae.
AUGUAUGCUGUAGAAUCACUUGAUUACAUGCCACGGACACACCCGACGAGAGGAGUAUGUCUCCUACAGCUAGGAGCAUGUUUGUUUGCAGAGGCUGACGUGUCGUCAAACUCUUCCAUCGAGCGAUGCAUUCCAGUCUUCCGGGAUGCUUGGAAAUGUACCAUGCUGCUACCAGCCAGCCGGAUUGAAGCUGCGUUUAGAGCUGCAAAAUGCUUCGCUUUACUCGACCAACCCUCACAUGCGGCCCAAGUAUUGAAGGAAGCUGGUGAUCUAAUGCCAGACAUGGAACCGCGGUGGACAUCGAGGAAGAAUCUCCAAAGUUGGUCUGCGCUGCCAUGUUUGGCGCUGCCCGCUGCAGCCUGUAUGAUGGCACUCAAAGCCGGAAAAAGCACGGCCGAUGCCCUUCUGCUCCUCGAGAAGAGUCGAGGCAGGACUCAGAACUCCAAGCUGGAUUUCAGGACUGAGGUCAGCCUUACGACGGGCGAUAAGGAGUCUGUCGAAUUAAUACGAAAAUUCAAUCAACUCCGCGUGCGAGCAGAGGCUUCCACCUUCGACUUCGAGAGCCACAAAUUGACGGAAGAGUUGAAGACGCUGGCCCAACAGAUUCGUCAGCGACCAGGGUUGGAGGAUUUUAUGGUCCUCCAGCGUCGACUGACUUCAUGA